CCACCACUUUCGUGUAUUCUCUAGUUUGAGCUGUCAAACCCUUGACGUUGACAGACUAUCCACAAGCAAAUAAACAAACAAAUAUGUGCAGAAGCAGAAUGGACUAAUUUUCAUAUUUCAAACGUUUUCAUUGCUUCCGUUUGGAGCUUAGAAUAAUAUUUGUAAAUACUGUGAUACGACAAUUAGUGAUUUAUUUAUAGCAGGUUUUUUUAAUAUAAUUUACUGAAAAUGAGUGAUGAGGGUGAUGGUUUUGACCCCUGCGAAUGUGUUUGGGGCCACGAAUUGGCCAUGAGGCGACUUCUCAAUGUGUUGAGAAACUCGCAAGCUCUGUGUACAGAUAGUGAAUGCUAUGUAGAUGAUGCCACCCCACGUCAGUCGUCACAGCCGGAUCAAGUUUUACUUAUGAGCAUUAUUUUCAUUACUGCUUUAUUGUUGUAUUAUUUUCGUCCAAGGUCGGAAACUUCAUCAAAACCCAGUACUAGUGGAAAUAACCCUCGCAAUCCGCCCCCAGCUACCAAUUAAAGUCGACUUUCAGUUUUGUUAAGUAUAAAUAAAUCUUCUAGGCAAUAAUGUGUAUGGUAUUUACUUGGUAUAAGGUUUACUUAAUAUGUUAUAAGGGAAUUUGCAAUUAAAAUUAAUAUAUUGAGAUCCACUUGAAUGAGCUUUUGAAUUAUUGACAUGACUCACUUUGCUAGUCUUUUCUGUGCAAUAACUAUGAUAUUAUUUUAAUGUAAAUAAAUGUUGUCUUUUGCUUUACAAUUUGUAAUUGUGGCCGGAAAACAAGCUUGUAUAAGUUACUGGUUUUUAUUCGGUUGCGAUUGCGAAAUUGUGGCUGGAAGAAAUCUGCCGUAAUAGUUUUAACACGUACACCUAAUUUAGAAGUUUAGAACAAUUCAAGUGGGGUAUAACAUGAGAAAUAUAUUAAGUUUAUCUGAGGUACAAUUUUCAAUGUCGAUAAGAUAACAAAAACUGAUUGACGGUGAUAAUUUAAUUGAAACUGUAAUAACUCGAAAGUUUCGUGACACUAUCGGAACUUUCGAGGCGAAUUAACUUUAAGUAUGUAAUGGGGCGCUAGUAACCGAUAUAAUUUUAAAGAGCACAUCGUGAAGAGACGGUAAUAUGUUUUCCACAUUUAAUUGUAUAGAAAAUCCUGUUAAUUGUUCUAGCGCCCUAAAAGUGUUGCUAUGUAUAAUAACAUAUCUAUUGUAUUUCUAACAGUUGUGGGCUUCUGUUCUUUUCAGUUCUUAGAAUGUUUGACUCUUUUAAAUCGUAGAUUGUUGUUCACGACAAAUUCCCAAGUUUUUAAAUACUAAGUGAUUUCAUUCUAAUAACAUUCCUUCUGCACAUAUUACAAUGUUAAUGAAGUCGCUCAAAUUGCUUGUUUAUUCACAUAUAUAAUUACUGUAAAUAUUGUUAGCCAAAGGGUAUUAUACAAACUAGGAAUUGCAAAAUAAAUAUAUUUUAAUAA
Anoplophora glabripennis (Asian longhorned beetle) is the source of this 1468-nucleotide messenger RNA. RefSeq names its product small integral membrane protein 14. Bases 229 to 522 code for a protein of 97 amino acids. The transcript is spliced from 5 exons. Gene Ontology annotation, cellular component: endoplasmic reticulum. The record is from RefSeq and is a predicted model, not a curated record. Lineage: Eukaryota; Metazoa; Arthropoda; Insecta; Coleoptera; Cerambycidae.